Aureobasidium musti is the source of this 228-nucleotide messenger RNA. The record is from the annotation of a GenBank genome assembly. Lineage: Eukaryota; Fungi; Ascomycota; Dothideomycetes; Dothideales; Saccotheciaceae.
AUGGUCGACUCGUCCUUCCCUGGUACCGAGCCGUCUGCUCUGGAGCCAGACUACAUUAAUCAGACAGAGACCUGGGAGAAGCUGUCAUGCAAGCCGUUCCUGGAUGCUUCGCGUACUGGCGUUAUUGGUCGCAUUGGAUGGAUCCCCGACUGGGACUUCAUCCCGACCAAAUACCGCCGUCAAUGGGGCGAGUAUUGUCUCCUGGGCCGCAAAAAGUCCUCGAGCUAG